Ochlerotatus camptorhynchus is the source of this 8494-nucleotide messenger RNA. It is a transcript of the gene Reps, whose product is annotated as RALBP1 associated Eps domain containing. The coding region runs from base 611 to 3625 and encodes 1004 amino acids. The transcript is spliced from 6 exons. Gene Ontology annotation, molecular function: protein binding; molecular adaptor activity; calcium ion binding. Lineage: Eukaryota; Metazoa; Arthropoda; Insecta; Diptera; Culicidae. The record is from RefSeq and is a predicted model, not a curated record. Gene Ontology annotation, cellular component: presynaptic membrane; plasma membrane; intracellular vesicle. Gene Ontology annotation, biological process: endosomal transport; clathrin-dependent synaptic vesicle endocytosis.
AUUCGCAAAGUCGGGCAUUUUCAUCAGUCUCGUUCUUCGCUGAUGGUGUGAAAUUUCGUCGUCUUUUUGUCCGUAAACUAAACUGAGAUUUUAAGAGAGUAUUCAAAAUGUACACUGCGGCCACUUUGGUGUAGUUAGUGGAUGAAGGAGGAAGGAAAUUAUCAGCUUUAGUGUAUGCGGUUCGAUUAAAAAGUGUUAGCAGCAAAGAAUCAAAAUUUAAUGUUUUGAGGAAAAAAUAGUUGCCCAUAAAAAAAUUAUCCGGUCGUGCUAGAAGCAAACGGAUUAUCGUGCUAAAAAUAGGCGUCAUCGCGUCCGCGACAUAUAAUCCCAAAUAAUAAAUUGUUGUACGAGGUGCAACUGGUGUAAAAGGUGUUUCCUAGCGUUGUAGAUGCUUUACUGCAGCAGCUGAAACAGCUGAGAAAACCAGCCCCACAAAAGAAGAAAAACGAGUGUAAAUUAUUAAGCGCACUGCAGCAGCCCGAAUAAAGGGAGAAAGUGCCCAAAAUACGGAGGAGAGUACUCAGUUUUGCUCGUCAGUGUAAAGAUAAGUUAGGAACAAGGAAGAUACCGUGUAUUUACUGUCCGGUGCAGUGAAUUUCUGGAAACGACGAUGGAUGAGCUAUCCGAAGCGGAGUUGCGUUACUACAAUGACCUGUUCAAGAUCUGCAGCGAAUCGUCGGACAGUAGUGGAAAGAUUCCGGCUCUGAAGGCGACUUCACUGUUCAGGUCGGCCAAUCUGUCCAACGAAGUUAUCAACAAGAUAACUUCUCUGGUUGGUAUUCCACAAACCGCACUUCACCUAUCUCGACAACAGUUCUACGGAUGCCUAAAGUUAAUAGCGGCCUAUCAAGCGUCGGUGCCACUGCGAGAAGAGAUACUGACGUCCACGAUGAAUCUUCCUCUGCCUCAGUUCAGCUGGAUAGACUCACCGACCGGUUUUCCGCCCUCUGUCGGUGGGUCAUCUUCAUCCGGCAUCAUCAAUGUCACCAGUGCUAUGACCGAACGGAAUGGAUACGUAGGCGGGCCGAUUAAAAAUAGUAGAGAUCUCAUCGAGCUGACGGCUGCUAGCAGCAGUAGCAGUCGGGAACGGGUGGAUAUGGUCUCGAACAGUGGUGAUAUAACCAAUUCGGAUCAACCAAGUACGGAUUCUGAGGUGGAACACAAUGACGAUACGAUGCUACGGUCAGCCGAACGCCAUCACGUGGUCGGAGUGAAAGGCCAUAAAGGAGUAAAAUUGAUAGGGGGAGCCGCCGGCGGAACCAGCAGUGGCGUUGGCGGAUCUCCGGAAGCAUGGAGCACUGCUAGUGAUAGCCCUACGCCAACCAAUAGUGUGGCGGAACGGCCUUGGGCCAAUCAGAAUCUUUGGCAGGGAUUGGUCUGCGAAGAACAACGGCAACUAUUAGGUACGGAAGAAGAAUCUUCCGAUCGUCACAGUAGUGAUGAAGAUCAGGAAGUUGAUCUUGAAUAUUUUUACCAGAUUUCUCAGACGCAGAAAGAUUACUACCUGAAACAAUUUCGUACAAUACAGCCAGAUAUCCAUGGGUUGGUUAGUGGACAAUUAGCGAGGGUAUUUUUUGAAAAAUCUCGUAUUCCUAUCGAAGAACUUCGCCACAUUUGGCAGAUGUGUGAUGUUACACGCGAUGGGGCGUUGAACCUAGCCGAAUUUACUGCCGCCAUGCACCUGGUGGUGCUGCGACGGAACAAUAUCCCCGUCCCUACUUCGCUUCCACCUUGUUUGAUGCCCAGCCUGUUGCAACAUUCAUUGUUCUCCGCAAAUGCUAGUGGAGCACUCCAGAAUCAGCACAGUGGUGGUUCGACAGGAGGUGCUAGUACGGGGAGUGCAGCCGUAACGGAAACUGGCAAUAGUGCCCGGGAAAGAACCGGUCCGGAGGAAGCAGAUUUGCUGCAUCUCGAAAGCGAUGAUAAUACCGAUAGUGGCAGUAGGGCCAACAUCGACAUAAAAGAUUAUCAACGUAUUAUUUCUCAUACUGAGCCAUUGAAGCUCGGUCAUUCGGUUGCGAAUAACAACGCCGUGACAGCUACUUUAGUCACGGUUGGUGGAUCGGAUAGUCCUCCAACGGUAUCUUCUACAACUGGCUGCUCGAAGAUAAUCAACACGACUAGUGGCAGGAAGACGCCCACGAAUCUGGCAUCUUCUCCUCACAAUUCCCAGAAGUCGAAGCCCUCGAACGAACAACCGAUUACACCUCCAAAUACGUUAAAUAAUAAUAAGGAUUGGAAUUCGGCUAGCAAAGAGUGGACCAAAUUCACCGAAUCUCCUACUUCAAAUGUUUCUAGUCCCGGACCGAAGCCGGUCAAUUUCGAUAUGCAGCGUACAACACAGGCAAUAGUGUCUGAUCCUCAAAUUCUACAUCCAGUGCCACUACGAGUUACACCCGUUGGCGCCGAAGCAGCUGACAAUAGCAAUCUAGUCUACAGUGACGUAACCGUCGGGAGUGGCGGUAUAUUGAUAGUUCAACGGGAUGAUUCCAGCCCAAAGCAGCUGCAAGCACAAAGCGUACAACAACAACAACAACAACAACAAACGCAGCCGCUGCCGCCACAUUCAAUUCAGAGGGAUUCCUUGACAAGUGGUGAUCUUCGAGCCAUUCAGCGACCCCAACCGAAGAAGCCUCCCUCCAAAGGUGUCGGAGCAAUACCACCACCACCGCAGCGGGAACCUAGCAUUACGUCUUCGUCCGGUGUGGCAGGCGUUGAUUCGAUGGCUACUUCGCUCGAUACGGCCACGUUCAACAGUGUCAUCAACAGUACAGCUGGUCAUCCAGUUACCAGUACCGUUACAAACAGUGCCAGUAAAAAGGACCAACCUCCUCCGCCAUUGCCACCACCACGGCCAUCGCAGCAUCGACACACCCGUAGUAGUAGCUUAGAUCUGAACAAACUAAAAAUGAACACCAGCAGUGGAAGCGCGUCUCUGACCAAACAGCAGAUAGAGGACCAAAUGCGCAUGCCACCACCGCCGGAGGUUCCACCGCGCGUCACACCAACGGCCGAAAAUUCUGCUGCACCUGGAUUUGCUGAUUUUGCACAUUUCCCGAAUGCACCAACCGCGGGCGGAGCAAGAAAAGUUUCCGCCGAAAACAACGUCACGACCAUCCACUUAGACGCCAGCGGUAACAUGACCACGGCUCAUCAGCAAACAACUCCGCGGGGUAGUCUUUCCAGUUCUUGGUUUAUCGUCAGUGGUCCUAGCGCUUUCGAGGUCUACCGAAAACCACCGCAGCAGCACCACUCGCGUGGAUCCCAGUCCCCGCCACAACCGCCUCCACCGUUGGUGGCAUCACGGAGUGUCGAAUCGUCCUCGCUGGAUUACGAGAAGCGCAUUUCGGCCCUCAGUGAUAAUCUACGACAGGUGCGAUUUAAAAAUGCCGAAGUUGCCAAUGGUCCGGAUGUGUUGAAACAUCUCAAAGAACAGAAUCUGCUACUUCUGCGGAUAUGCGGCGACCUAAGUGAGGAGCUAUUGCAGAUACAGCAGAAGCGCGAAGAUAUACGGAUAAAGAUAGAACUACAGGAACAGAAUCUAGGAGCUAGUGGGGCAACUGUUGGCAGCGGGGGUCCACAAGUUGCAGGCAGCAAUGUUGGACCUUCUAUACAUCUAGUAUGAGAUCAUCAUCGUUGAUAAUUGUUCGUAGGUAAGCCGAAUGUGAACCAUUGGUGUAAUUAUUGUAAUUGAUUGUACUGUUGAGAGACACAAAUUUUUAUUUGAUGCUGGAUGCUGUUUCCUGAAGAAAAAAAAAUCAAUCGCUUCGUAGCAAAUGAACUGCGUACCCAUACAACUCGAGUAAGGCAGAAUUUUUUUAAUCAUUGUUAGAAAAAACAUACAAUUGUAAAAAAGGAUAAUAACGAAAAUUUUAAAAUCGACUCACAGAGAAAGAUUUUGCAACAAAUAACGUAACGAAGUGGGCUAUAAGCAAAGUUAUAAAGUCAUUCGUAUUGGAUAGGAGGUGAGCUAAAGCAGAACACGUGUUAUGUGUGCGUAACUGAACGGGGACUCAUAGACAAUGUGUUUUAUUGCGUGGAAAUAUUUGUUUUAUAUCUGAUUAUAUUUAAGAACGAAGAUAUAUAUUACAUUUUAUGAGUAUAAAUAUGAAAGUAUAAUAUGUUCGAAGAAAUCUUACAAAACUUGUACGCUCGAUCCUACGCAUUUGUCUGAUGUAAACAAUUGGUUGAUCUAUUUGUACGAUAUAGAAUAUAUAAAUACAAAAAGCUAGCAACUCAUUGUUGCAGGGAAAACCUUGUCGCCACUUGUGAGCUUUUCAGCAUUUCUAAUUUCCUUCGUUCAAAUGAUAAAAAGCUGUUCCAGAAUGUUGGUAAGUAUUGUUAGGUCUCAUACUAAGUGAGUUUUAAUGUUGUCUGCAAAGUAUAGAGAAAUUGUUAUGCAAUUCGCAGCUGCAUAACCUAAUUUCCGUAUGUCACCAGUUUUCCAAGAUACACACAUUAAUGCACUAAUUCUACGAUCUAACAUCAACAUUGAUACAACGCUGUCCACCUUACUUUGAGUUUAGUUUAGUUUGUAGAUGGUGCUGAUGGGCUUGAUAAAGCUGUUUGUUGAGCCGCUUAUACUGUUUGUUAACGAGGUUGUACUUCCUCUUGGAUGUAUCCGUUCGAAAUUUACAAAAUGUCUUCAAGGCAGCUCGUUUGGAUGACUUCAGUCGCUUGAGUCGGUGGUUGGUCCAAGGAGGGUUACUAGAUAUGGGUGGAGUUGUCAUGGGUACAAACUGGUCGAUCGCAUACACGACAAUAUUCGAGAAAAUUGAAGAGGCAGCAUUCGCGUCACGAUCUCGGUUCAUCGUCCCAGCUGAUGUUUUCGAAAAAGGUUGCCAUUCCCUCGAAGUCAGUCCUACGGUAGUCAUACGAUACGCUGUCCACGGUAACCUGAAAAGUGCAAGCCUGAUAGAAGUGUAAUGAUAACUGCAGAGGUGAAUGAUGUCUACAACGUUUAACUAGUGGUUCGGGUGCCUCUUGAACCGAGCAAUUAGAGGCGAGUUCACGGCUAAGGAAACAUAGAUCAAGCAGUCUAUGAUUUUAAUUGGAGAUCCCGUUCCGUUGUAGAUUAGCAGUAUUGUAGCAAUCUAGGAGAUAUGCUACUAGAGGUGUAAUGUAUGAGCCAUUAAAGCGAGGAUGAAAGAACCCUGUUUCACUCGAUGACCAGUUGACUGAAGCAAGAUUGAAAUUACCAAUAACAAGGAAAGCGCAUUCAUCUUGGAUACAACCCAAAAAAGUGAAUCAGGUGGAUGAAGUAACUGAGUGUUAAAAGUAGAACGAACUGCUAGCAAGACACCACCGCCGGAAGCUUUGGGGCUAGGAGCUCGAGAACUAUCAGUGCGGUAGACCGUAAAAUCCGAACUAACUAUUUGCUUUGAAAGUGUGUUGUUGUUCAACAAAGUUUCGGUGAAGGUGUACAUAUCGUAACAAGCAUUCGAGCAGGCCAAUUUGUACUAAGCUACAGUUGUAUUCAUGCCUCCAACGUUUGGGUAAUACAUCAAUAUUUCAGCUCCCUGAAUUAUGGAUGCGUUACGGUUGUCAUUUGAGUCAUCAUGGUGGGGAAAGACUGAAAUUGUCGAGGGACUAUGUACGGAUGUGUAGUGAUCAUUUCCCGCUUCGGCAGGACAUAUACUGUUCGUGCAAUUACCUGAGAAACCAAGCUCAGCGACUUGAGCAUUGCAAUCAGAGUCAUCCUGGUGAGAAUCGGCUGAAACUGCGAAAGGACUUUUAACGGUAGUGUAGUGAUCAUUUCCUGCUUCGGCAGGACAUAUACAAUUUGCUCAGUAGCUGAUUGCUACUUCCGAAGACGAGGCUCGAAUGGGGCAACGCUGACAAAACUGGGCCAGAAUCCAUUUUUGGUAACGGUGUUAGUGAAAAUUGGGUUAUCCAAAACUAGUACUAUGAAGGAUACAAAGCUCAAAGGAGUAAUUAAGAAACACACAAAUAAUACAGUGUUAAACCAGACACUGCUUAACAUAGUCUAUUUACUUAAAUGUUAUAUAUGUUGCACGAUAUUAGGGGCGUAUCACUGGCGUCUUCGGCUAGAUAUACCAGUUACCUGGCUGAGAGCUGGUGUUCUACCAGACCGCAGACCUGAUGAUCAAACACAGAGACUGCCUGGACAGUCCAUAUACCUAACAAAGAAUCCCGUAUACGGUGCAUGUCUGAUCAGCGAACCCGAUUUUAACGGAGCCGGAGAUCUUCGAGAACUGACAGAGAUCUGAUAGGCAGCAGAUGAUACCAGGGGUGAUGGACGUUUGGUCAGCAAACCCGGUUAAAACGCAGUCACAGAUGUUCGAAAACUGGAACCAUGUGUUACACAAACAUUAGGGGCAAGACAUAUAGCAGUCUACCUGACAGGGAGCAGGUGUUGUACAAGACCUCAUACAUUGUGAUGAAACCCAGAGACGUUGAAUGUCGGGACAGACCGUAGACCUAACAGAGAAUCAAACAAUAUAUUUUAAUAAAAUACAUUUUAAUUAAUUAAAAAAUCUCAAAACAAUAUAUCUCUGAGAUAUUUUGAGGAAUUAAAGUCUAUUUGAUGUAAACUUGGAAUAAUUGAUAACAUUUUGCGUUCACUUGCGCAUUUAUUAUUAUUAUUAUUUUCCUUGAUUUGUUUUUCGUCGAUCUUGUUUUCCGUGCUGACCACCAAUGCUACCGCGCCUGGAACCUACCUAUCGACCCACCAACUCAUGAACCGGGGACCAACUGCUUUACUUCCCUUCCGAAGGAAGGCUAGACCAGAGAUUUUAUGCCUCAAAACAUCCCGGCGGCGCCAACUGGGAUUGAAUCCAGGCCUGCUGGGGUGAGAGGCAAUCACGCUUAUUACCACUACACCACUGCCACUACACCACUACCACUACACCACCGGCGCUAUACGCAUUUUUUUAGAAAAUGAUUCAGAAAAUAAUGUAUUUUUUUUUCAGAUUGUAUGUGAUCUAUAUUUUCAGUAUUCUAAAAAUAAUAGCAGUGAUCUGGAAAGAUUGGAUUGAUCAGUACAGAUUAAGGAGAAAUUAUGAAAGUAUUCUUUUGAACGAUUAUUCAGACUAUAAUACUAAACAUGUGAAUUUCAGAUAAAUUUUAUAAAACUUCGUGUAUCUCAGUUGAUUGAAGAUAUACAGUUUUUAUGUCUUGGGCGUUUUUUAUAAAAUUCUACGUUCUACAACUUUGCCGAAGACAGGAAACCUUUACUUUGUGAAACGUUUUUUUGUAUCGCUGUGCCAUCUUUGCGGCCGAAAUUUGAACUAUUUUUAAAUACCAAAUUGUAGUUCUAAUUAAUCCAAGAAACUUCACUGAAGACGUCAAUUGGAUUCAACCCAGAGCGAUAUUAUUUUUUCCUGCUCGAUUUGUUUUGUUCCCUUUGUUCGGGACCAAACACCACUGCAACCAGUAAUUUGAUCUAUUGUAGUAUAUCCUGUGUCCUUAGUUUAGUGCAUGUCAUAUUACUCCAUCACUAUUGAGAAAUGACGAAGUAUUCGAUUUUUUUUACAGUGGUCAUUAUUGCAUUUAUCGCAAGGAUCCGACCAUCCGACUCUAAUUUAAAGGUCCCGCUAUUUAUGCCCUUCGGAGUGUUGAAACACCCUCAAAAGGCGCAACCCUUUGUCAAAAUUAAAUUCCUUAGCAACAAAAUUAAGGAAUGACACCGAUAAUGACCAUGCAUCAGAACCCUAGUCUUAAGCACUUCAAACUAGACAACAAUGAAUAGAACAUUAGGGAUCAUAUAGAUAAAUUAACUAACUUAUUUUUUCCUUAUUUCAUGAUCAUCCUUGGUGGACAGAGCCGUGUCUUUUCACUAUCAACAAGGCAUAAAAAGUAACAAGGACUAAGAUGUGUUCCUUUGAUUACAGAAAAAUCCUGUUCCCCUUGUUCGAAGUAGUGAGCACUAGGAAUCGGUGGUAGAUCUAACAUCCCACAACGUAUCACAAAAAGUUGUUCUAACGGGUGUUCAAUAAAAAAUAAAAAAAAAUUCAGUCAUAUACCUAGUAAAAAAAAUUGUUUCAACGAAUUCAGUAUUUUUUAUUAAAAACAAUGUUUAUUCUUCAAAAAAACGCCAAUGAAUAUUGGAGAAGGGGCCCUGGUCAGCCGUACGACGCAACUUAGUCGCGAUGCUCUCACAAGAGCGCUGGACGGCACUGAAAUCAUUCUCAUUUUUUAUUGAAAACCCGUUACCCACGUUACUUUACUGCUAGAUUUAAUUCCAGGCUCACUGUGCCGUGGAAUCGGUUGACUUGCACCCUCAGUGGGAAUAGAUUUCUUUGAAGAUGAUACACAAUGAUAACUAGCUUUUUUGUUAUUGUUAUUGUAAUUACUCAGCUCACACCCUGGUCGACUAUCGCCCGCCCAUCUGCACUUAAGCUAGGUAUGAACCUACGGAAAUUUUGGUCGUGACCUAUGCUAGACCGUAUAGCAUAACGACUUUCUUCCACCAGCAGGCCUAAUGCUCCCGUAGGCAGUCCCACUAGCUUCAGAUUUAUAGGGGAUAGUAAGA